GCCCCCGCCAGCUCUCAAUUCCGCCCUGGGGAAGGGGAAAACAAGGUACAGAGACUGGCGUUUCUUCUCCGGAUGAUGGUCACACUCAAAGUUUCAUAUCUCUAUAGUUCAGCGUCUCUAAAGUAAAAGUAGAUCCAAGUCCUUGAUGACGCAAACCCUAUUCCCUUGGCAACAAGAAAAACCACGGAAGUGAAUUACUCCGGCCGACAGUUGACCAAUCGGCAACUGCCUUCCCACCCCGGCGCUUUCCCAAAAGGCCCUUCGCCUUCUCCCCAAGAUGGCGGAUCUAAACCGGCAAUUGCAGGAGUACUUAGCUCAGUCCAAGGCGGGCGGCAGCUCGGCGGCUCUCUCGGCGCCCCAGAACCCGCCGCGAGAUGAGGCGGAGAAGCCCGGCUCGGGGUUGGGGACUUGGCUGGGCCGGAUCAACCCUUUCCCCGCGACGGAGACGUGGCCGUGGGCAGCCGAGCCGGAGCCGGAUCCGUGGCUGCCGACGGGUCUGUCCCGUUGGCAGCGGCUGGUGGGGAGCGCGCUGUGCCUGCUGCUGGCCGCGCUCUGCUUCGGCCUCGCCGCUCUCUACGGGUCGCUCCUGUUGCUCCGCAAGUUCGCGCUGCUCUGGUCGCUGGGCUCCACCUUCGCCUUGGGCGCCGCGGGCUUCUUACGGGGCCCGAGCCGCCUUCUGGGGGAGCCCGACCGCCGCGGCCUGGCCCUCCUUUACUUAGCCUCGGUGGGCGGCACUCUGUACGCGGCGCUUGGGCUCCGCAGCACCCUGCUCACCACGCUGGGGGCCGUUGUCCAGCUGGGAGCCGGCGGAGUCUACUUGCUGUCUUCGGUACCUGGCGGGACUACCGGGCUGCGCUAUGUCGGCGGAUUCUUGGGCGGCGCCGUGCGACGCAGCGUGUCUAAAACUCUGCCCGUGUGAGGACGGUCGUCGAGGCGAAGCCCUUCAUGGACGUGGGAAAACAAGAUCGAUGUCUGUGGUAAAGAGCCCCUUGCCCGUCUCCAAACCAACGCGCAGCACGGGACGUCGUCUCCAGGCCAGACCCGACUGCCCAUGCGGCAUUUUGUAGGAUAACGUUUCUUUACUGUUUAUCUUUUCGAAUCGAGGGCAGAGGAGCACUUGAGUAACCUUACCGGGACACUGCAUCCUUCACACAAGGCAGUUGAAAAGGAUAGUUGAAGUUAAUUGCAACAAAGGUGUAUGAACUUGGCUGAACAAGCAACUCAAGCAAUUGAACCAAUUAAGGGCUUUAACAGUGGUACUGGGUAAAGGUCUUUUUGUGUCUCCCCUUGCUCUCUGAAACCACUCAGAUGCCCUCUCAGCGGCAGGUGAUGAGGUUUUUUUUUUUAACAGGCAGAUCCAGCCAAGUGUACAAGUAUGCGUUGGCAGAUUCCCUGAGGGUGCACAUUGAUGCCAGACCUAUCUUUGUCUUAGAACCCAACUGCAUAAUAUAUCAAACAUGCUUUUAUGAAAGUGUUUUCAAUGAUGUCACUUCUGUUUUGAAGAAGCAACCGG
Messenger RNA from Podarcis raffonei (Aeolian wall lizard), 1513 nucleotides. RefSeq names its product SFT2 domain containing 3 (gene SFT2D3). The transcript has a single exon. Lineage: Eukaryota; Metazoa; Chordata; Lepidosauria; Squamata; Lacertidae. Gene Ontology annotation, biological process: vesicle-mediated transport. Gene Ontology annotation, cellular component: membrane. Bases 278 to 919 code for a protein of 213 amino acids. The record is from RefSeq and is a predicted model, not a curated record.